Klebsormidium nitens is the source of this 2296-nucleotide messenger RNA. The record is from the annotation of a GenBank genome assembly. Lineage: Eukaryota; Viridiplantae; Streptophyta; Klebsormidiophyceae; Klebsormidiales; Klebsormidiaceae.
CCUAAUUCGGACAUGUUGGACGCAAUUGUUCUCAGGUGAACGUCCGACACGUCCGCAGAAAUGGGACACUAAAAGAAGCAGCUCACAGGAUCACACACACACAGCUACCUAGGCCCAGGCCCAGGGAUUACUUUUAUCAUUGUCAGGGGCCAAGGAACCUGAGAAUUGGCGUCAAAGCCUUGCUGUCAGGCUCAACCAGCUCAGAAAAGGAAUGGGCGGCGCUCUUCAAAAGUGCCUCGGCGCACCUGCACCUGAAACCACCUCAAGGGAAUUGCCCACCAACUUAGCCGGCCCCUCUGACGAGCCUGCCCCUGUCAGUCCUCCAGAGUUGGCCCCUGCAGGCCCCCCGGCGCCUCUGCUGAACAGGAACGGCAUGGCUGAGAAAGGCGGUGUGAACGGGGCCCCUGCAGCUGAGCAUCUGAGCCGCAUUAGCUCAGUCCAUGAGGAGCCAGGACUUCAGCAGCCAGUCUUAACACCGACGAGCAUUGUGCACACAGCGCCGCCAUUGGAUGAGGCUGGACCGUGGGAGGAUGUUAAUUGGCUAAACGCCUUCCUGCAACAAAGUUGGCCCAGCCUGAACGAGGCUGCUUCUAAGGUCGCCAGAGAGUCAAUUGACGGCAUUUUGAAGCAAUAUCAGCCGGAUGCCAUUGAAGUGAUGCGGGUGAAGAGCCUAGACCUGGGGGAAGUGCCACCUGUAUUCCAAGAGGUGCGCGUCCGUACUGAACACGAGCCGGAUGAGAUCCUACUGGAUGUUAAGCUGGACUGGAUGAAAGGCAAGCCGACGAUGGUCCUGGAGAUCAAGCCGCGCUUCUCGUUUGCGCUCGCAAUCAAGCUCAAGGAUCUGGACCUGGUUGCGUGGAUGCGCAUUGCGUUUAAGCCGCUCACCGGCGUGCUGCUGCCCUGCUUCGGGGCGAUGACGAUUGCAAUCCAGGAAGAGCCCCACGUGAACUUCCAAAUCGAGGCGCUUGGCGGGGUCACCAACCUGAUACCCGGGCUGGAUGCUCUCAUCGACAGCACUGUCAAGGGUGCCAUCGUUGACGCCCUGCAAUGGCCCAACCGAAUCGUGGUGCCAAUCAUCCCACGGGAGGAUAAUUACAAGGACCUUUUGUUCUGGCCUUCUGGCGAGUUGCGGAUCUCGAGCAUCGCCUGCGCCGACCUCCCCACCAUGCGCAGCCUCACUGACGUGGCAGGGGUACCGGACCCCAUCGUCUGGUUUUAUGUGCGCAAGAAGGCGGACCGCAUCAUCAAGACGACGCCCCAGAUCAACACCCGGAACCCCACGUGGGAGGAGGAGCUCAAAGUCAUGGUCGAGGAUCCCGCCCUCCAGAAUUUGACUGUUGUCAUCAUGGACCAGGAAGUCCUCGGCCGCGCAACUUUCAUCGGCAUGGCCGUCAUUCCGCUCGCCGGAAUUGCGGACGGCGAGGAACGGAACGUCUCCCAAGACCUCCACGUGGAGGCGUUUUUCAUGCCCGAGGAGCAGAAGGCCAAAGCGAAGAACGCGGACCAACUCCGUGGCAACAUCAGCUUCAAGAUGACGUGGCACAAGUACCUGCCCGAAGAGGUUCCUCCCGUUCCGGCGCCGGUUCCGCCCAAGGCGCCGGAAAUGCAGCCAGCACCGGACACAGUCAGCGACAUCCCGGUGGCCGCUCCUGCGACGCCGGCAACGCCUGAGAAGUGACCUGCGGUCGAUGGGUCAAAAACGAGUUGAUGAUAUCUUGUACAUACCCAAAGUUUGUGUUGCUCACAGAGAUGAAUUUGUCAAAGGAGAGUCGGUUCUUUGUCUCCCGGGGCUGAAAGCAUAUUUAAUCGAUUGUUGAUAGGAGACCCGACAGCAACAUAGUCCUACAAAGGCAACUUAUUAAGACGUUCGGAUGAGUCGAACCUCUCACUGCCGUCACGCGUGCUGGGACAAUCUGCUCUGAGCACAGUGGCGCUUGUGACCAUCGGUUGUAACAGGUUGACCUGCUGAAGUUACUUCAGCUACAAGCUUUUGGUUGACACUUGAUUUUUAUACAGUCAAACAGAGGUACUUGACCUUGACAGCUAUAAUUUAAAGUAAGCAAUUCUUUAAGGUUUUUGGUCGGCAAACUUCGUCAACACCAGCCAUAACAGUCAAGUGUGCUACAGCUCAGUGGGCAGUUACAUCGAUGGCUUAGAUGGUUGCUUAAAACACCACGUAUUUGAUCCUUAGCUUUGUGCCGGCCGUGCGGUUCGCUAGAGGCUCAUGAAGUCAAAGCAGCUACUCAUUUCUCUUGUUCUGCAAUUAAGUGACCUUCCUGCACAUUGUCUAGUCCAG